AUGACUCCUAACAAGAGCGAGCCGGCCUCGCCUCAGCCGAGCAAAUCAGAACCCCAACCAUCACCAACCUCCUCAACAGCCUCCUACUCGCCCCUGAUGCGGCAAGUGCGCGAGUUCGGCCUAUUUUUCGCCGGCGCUUCCUUUCUCGCCGCGUCAAUCGCCGUCUCCAGACGCUCCGUCCUGCGGCGUCGAUUCGACACGCUUCCGCCCUUCCACACCUCCAACCGCUACACAAAGCCGUUCGAUGGCUCGGACCGCGUGAGCCUCGCCACACAAGCCCUCGGGCUCGCCACGCUCAAUGUCAUGAGCUUUGGCAUCAUGCUGACGGGCGGCAUAUCUUGGGCUUUCGACCUCUGCUCGGUGGAGGAGCUGAGGCAAAGGACGCAAGCGGUGCUACAGCGGCCUGGCAACGUUGACCCGGAGGCAGAGAAGGAGAUGGAGGAUAUGAUGAGGUCGCUGUUGGAUAAGCUUGGCAUGGAUUCCACGCCACCGGAGAAGCCAACCCCUGAAGACUCGAAAAACGAGCCGCCAGCAAAAAAGUGA
Messenger RNA from Purpureocillium lilacinum, 543 nucleotides. RefSeq lists its product as uncharacterized. The record is from RefSeq and is a predicted model, not a curated record. NCBI's taxonomy places the organism in Eukaryota, Fungi, Ascomycota, Sordariomycetes, Hypocreales, Ophiocordycipitaceae. Gene Ontology annotation, cellular component: mitochondrion.